Iphiclides podalirius (scarce swallowtail) is the source of this 600-nucleotide messenger RNA. NCBI's taxonomy places the organism in Eukaryota, Metazoa, Arthropoda, Insecta, Lepidoptera, Papilionidae. The record is from the annotation of a GenBank genome assembly.
AUGAUUCACGAGUGCUGCUUACAUGUGCUUAAGAUCAGAAGAUCAAGCAAGGGCUCUGUCGAUAUGGAGGAGAUCAAAAAGUUUUUACAAUUCGAGAGCCCUCAUUUCCCAGUCGUGAGAAAAUGCUGCUUCUGCGUAUCUCUACUCCGUAGCGCGGUUAUAUACGCCUACGUGAGUUUGGUGCUCGCCGUAGUUUCGAUCCCGGGCCUCAUUCUGCUCCUGGUCGAGGCGCGGACCACGGGGGAAAUUAGCUCUGUGCCGAUUACGAUGGAGCCCAAAAUACAACUGCCGCUGAACGUAGCACUGAUCGCGAUAGACGUGGUACUUACUGUGAUGCUGUUGAUCGGAGUGCAAAAGAAAAGAAAGGAGCUGCUGCAGAUAUAUUUCUUCGCGGGUGUCAUCUACAAUUUCCUAGCGAUUUGCUUGGCCGUCAUCUAUUUCGACUCCAACGAUUACUUUCACUAUAUCGUUGACGCUUCCGUUAUAAUUUUCAACUUAUAUAUGCUCUUCGUGAUUUACAACGCCGUUUACGUUUUGGUGGAAGAGGCUGCUAGGGCGGCGGAAGUACAGUACGUGACGUAUCUCGACCGACAAUGCUUG